AUGAUAAAAUAGAUAAAUUGUAAACAUUAUUAAAGAAAUUGCGACAAGAAAGCUCCAUGCUGUUAGAUUUAUUAUCCUUGCAGAUUAUGUCAUGAUCAAAACUACAAAGGACCUAAAUCUGAGGGAUGCAAGGUUGAAACUAUGGAUAGAUAUAAUGUUAAGGAAAUUCGUUGCAGAAAGUGUUUAACAGAAUAAGCACCUUCUAAUUAAUGCACAAAUUGUGGAAUUCAAUUUGCAAGGUACUAUUGUGAAAUUUGUAUAUUAUACUAAGAUGAUUAGAAAAAGAAUCAAUUUCAUUGUGAAAAAUGCAAUAUGUGCAGAUUAGGAAAAAAAGAAGAAUAUUUUCAUUGUGAAAUAUGUGAUGUUUGUUUAUCACUUUCAAUAAAAUCAACACAUUUUUGCACUCAAAAAGCAUUUGAAUAAAAUUGCGCUGUUUGUUAGGAUUAUCUCAAAAAUUCAACUUAACUUGUACAAUAACUAACUAAUUGUGCUCAUUUUAUGCAUGUUAAAUGUUUGGAAAAAUAAUUGAAGAAGGGUUUGCGAAAUUGUCCCAUUUGUAAUAUCGCUAUUUAUGUAAGUAUGUAUUUAAUAAAGUUAGAAAAUGAGUUAAGCUGAAAUCUAAGAGUUAGAUGAGAUUAGUCAAUAGAUUUAGAUAGAAAUUAAUAAAGAACAGAAAGAAACUAAAUUUGUUAAUAUAAUAUGUUCUGAUUGCUAAGCCAAAAGCAACAAUGUCUAAUUUAACAUUUAUUUAAAAUGUUAAAAUUGUGGCUCAUAUAAUACUAGAUAAUGA
Molecule: messenger RNA, 790 nt
Organism: Paramecium octaurelia
Lineage: Eukaryota; Ciliophora; Oligohymenophorea; Peniculida; Parameciidae
Source: the annotation of a GenBank genome assembly